This is a messenger RNA of Emiliania huxleyi CCMP1516, 786 nucleotides long. RefSeq lists its product as hypothetical. The coding region runs from base 1 to 786 and encodes 261 amino acids. The transcript has a single exon. Lineage: Eukaryota; Haptophyta; Isochrysidales; Noelaerhabdaceae. The record is from RefSeq and is a predicted model, not a curated record.
AUGGUGCGCGUAGCUAUGACAGGGACCGCGGCCGCGGAGCCGGCGGCGGACGGGGCUGGCGCGCAAGCGCCGGCCACCGUCGUGCCGCCGGGAACGCGCCGCGGACGACCCUGGAAUAGCAGCCAUCGCGCGCACAUGGAAGACUGCCUCAUUGCCGCAAGGCUCGCAGGUGUGUCGCAGCUCAGGGAUGAGUGCCCUGGCUACGGGACGGCGACCUUCAAGCUGAAGUCCGAGAAGGCCGCGGGUGACCGCGAGCCUGUGCAGGCGGCGGAGCGCUCGUUCAUCGAGCGCACCGCGUCGCGGAAGGAGAAGCCGACGGAGGAGCAGAAGGAAGCUCGGGCCGCGGCUCGCAGGGCCAAAAAGGCCCGGCAGAAGAAGAACAAGGCGGAGAAGGCUGCGGCGGCGGCUGCGAGCGAGGCCGAGCGUGCGGACUACCCGCACGCGCAGCUGCGCGAGAACGUCGAGUUCGUGAUGGAGGGCCUGGAGGGUGCGACGCAGGCGGCGCGCAACCCCACAGGGUCCAACAUUCAGGUCGCCUACUCGCUGCCUCCCGAGGGGGGCAGCGGGUUCGGCGACCCUCAGUCCAAGCCGUCACGCCGGCCUCGGCGGCAUCAGCGAGCCACGCGACCGUACUCGGAGUCUGGAUCGAACCAGGAGCACGGGCCCGCCGUUCCGUCAGGCGCGGCCGCAACGGAGCUCGGCCCGCCCGAGAGAGCGAAGCGAAGCGAGCGGAGCGCUGCGCCGCCCGCUGACGACACGGCGAGGAGCCGUGCGCCGUUGCUGUAG